AUGGUAUUCUAUUUACAAGUUAUCCACAUUACAUUAGAAACAAAAGUUUGCAUUAUUGGUUUAGAAAAUAGCUACUGGUAUAUUCGCCAUGUACCUUACAAAACGCCAAUACCGUUUUUCGGAAGUGAUUACCAUCGCGUAUUAAAUUUAAAAUCUCAAUCGGAAGAAGUAAAUCAGUUGUACUUUAAAUAUCCUAAUGAAAAUUUCGUAGGUACUAUCAAAAGUCGUAUACCGGAGUUGAUUGUUAAAGAUCCGGACGUCAUAAAGAAACUGUUGUCGACGGAUUUUGCGAAUUUCCAUUGCAGAGGCAUCGAGCUCGACAAAUCUGGGGAUGUUUGCAUAAGAAACAAUCUAUUUUACGCCGAAGGUGAAAAGUGGACCUUACUAAGGGAAGGAUUGGAGUCAUUAUUGAACAAUAUGGACUGUGAACUUGAAGUCCGUUUACAUGACUGUUUGUCAGGAAUCAAUGGAGACGUGAACGUUCAACAGUUUUUGUCGGAAGUACUGGACGUUUUAUUCAAGGAUUUUCUAUUUGAAGGGAAGGAUGACGGAUUGCUUAUAACCAACAUAAGAAAAUCCGUACAAAAACGUUCUUAUAUGGAGAAAUUUAAAAGUUAUUUGAAAGAAAUUUUUCCGUCCUUAUACGUUUUGUUCAGAUUGGUCACAAUUCCAGAACAGCUAACAGCAAGUACGAACGAAGCUUUAUCACGGUCGAAAUUGUUAAUGCAAAUUCGCAAAAUUGGCCUCACAGAACAAAUCAAUGCUAAUUACGGAAAAGGUGAUAAUUUAAGGAAAGUAUCAGAAAUGGAGAUAGCAUAUUCAACAAUCUGUCUAUUCAUAACAAAGGGAUAUAUACCGUGUUUGAAUUUGAUUACUUCUUUAUUAUUUGAAUUAGCAAGAAACCCGCAGACUCAAGAGACUUUGAGGAAUUGCCCAAUUUCAGACGUAGACUAUUUGGAUCUAUCCAUCAAAGAGGCUUUAAGGUUACACUGUCCGUAUUCUACAAUAACCAGAAAAUGUGUUAAAUCAUACCAGAUUCCUGACAAUGAUAUGAUAAUAGAUAAGAAAAUAACCGUAACGGUACCAAUAGAAGCAAUCCAUAAAGACCCGCAGCAUUAUGAGGAACCUCAUGUGUUUAAUCCAGACCGGUUCUUGGAAAUUAAUGAUGUGUCAAGGCAUCCUUUUGCUUUCUUACCUUUUGGUGCUGGUCCAAGGAAAUGUAUUGGUGAGCACUUGGCGAUGACAAUUAUAAGAAAAGUAACUAUGGCCAUUCUUAAGAAAUACAAAAUCAAGGUAACAGAGAAGACACCGCCGCAAUUACCUGUCACCGACCACAACUUCAUGAAAAUAAUCAAGAGCGAAAUUUGGCUGAAAUUCACACCACUGCAGUCUACGUAA
Parnassius apollo (apollo) is the source of this 1398-nucleotide messenger RNA. The record is from the annotation of a GenBank genome assembly. NCBI's taxonomy places the organism in Eukaryota, Metazoa, Arthropoda, Insecta, Lepidoptera, Papilionidae.